Messenger RNA from Phymastichus coffea, 3616 nucleotides. RefSeq names its product poly(rC)-binding protein 3 (gene mub). Gene Ontology annotation, cellular component: cytoplasm; nucleus. The record is from RefSeq and is a predicted model, not a curated record. Gene Ontology annotation, biological process: regulation of gene expression; regulation of RNA metabolic process. NCBI's taxonomy places the organism in Eukaryota, Metazoa, Arthropoda, Insecta, Hymenoptera, Eulophidae. The transcript has 9 exons. Gene Ontology annotation, molecular function: mRNA binding. Bases 405 to 1865 code for a protein of 486 amino acids.
GACGGCGGCAUCAGUCGGCGAGGAGCAACGGUGGUGCGUGUGUGUGUGUUCAAUCUUUUUCUUCUCCCGUGUCAAAUAAAGGUAAAACAACGAAAAAGAACAAAACGACGAGUGUGCAGUGCCCGCGCGGUGUUUUGGUGAUUCUUGUUUCGUUUCUCCGAGGUUUCUCAGUCUCUUCUCUCAAUAUAUCCCCUCUCUUUCUCCCGUUGUCGUCGAAUGUGAAAGCUUCGGAAAAAACCAUACGAUUACAACUCUCCUUUCGAAGCUCACUUCAGCCGCACGAAAGUCGGCGCGAGUGCAUCGCCGACGGUGAGCAGCUCGCCGAGGAGUGAGGCGCCCCCACCCCAUCCUCACCAGCAACGUCCCGGAAGCCCCGGACCAGCAGCAAGCGAGAGACUGUCGACAUGGACGGCAUGGACAACAAGCCCGUGCUCAACGACGACCCGUCGGUCACGCUCACCAUACGACUUAUCAUGCAGGGAAAGGAGGUCGGCAGUAUCAUUGGCAAGAAGGGCGAGAUCGUUAAAAGGUUCCGCGAGGAGUCUGGCGCCAAAAUCAACAUUUCCGACGGCUCGUGUCCGGAACGCAUAGUAACCGUGACCGGCCCGACGAAUUCCAUCUUCAAGGCGUUCACCCUGAUUUGUAAGAAAUUCGAAGAGUGGUGCUCGCAAUUCCACGACUCGCAAGGUGGCGGCGGCGGCACUGGAGUACCAAGGCCACCGAUAACACUGAGGCUCAUCGUGCCGGCGUCUCAAUGCGGCUCGCUCAUCGGCAAAGGCGGUUCCAAGAUCAAGGAGAUACGCGAGGUCACCGGUGCUUCCAUUCAAGUCGCCUCGGAGAUGCUACCCAACUCGACCGAGCGAGCCGUCACCAUCAGUGGCACCAGCGAGGCCAUCACUCAGUGCAUAUAUCACAUAUGCUGUGUCAUGCUAGAGUCCCCUCCCAAAGGCGCCACGAUCCCUUAUCGCCCUAAACCCCAAGUUGGUGGGCCAGUGAUCCUGGCUGGUGGGCAAGCCUUCACCAUCCAGGGUAAUUACGCGGUGCCCGCCCACUCGGACGCAGCCCUCCCGCCCGCACACCUCGUGGCAGACGCCAUGGGCAAGCUCGGCAGCAGUCCACUGGCUGGUCUGGCUGCACUUGGACUCGGUGGAUUAGCAACACCAGCCAACACCGGAGGACUCAAUCCAGCAGCAUUGGCAGCACUGGCGGGUAGCCAGUUGCGUACGAGUAACACGAACCGGCAACAACCCGCAGCAAACAACCAGACGCACGAGAUGACGGUGCCGAACGAGCUGAUCGGCUGCAUCAUCGGCAAGGGCGGUACGAAAAUCGCCGAAAUUCGUCAGAUAUCGGGUGCGAUGAUACGCAUCAGCAACUGCGAGGAGCGCGAGGGCGGCCCCACAGAUCGCACCAUCACCAUCACCGGCAAUCCCGACAGCGUAGCGCUCGCUCAGUAUCUCAUCAACAUGAGUGUCGAAUUGCAGAAAGCUAACCUAGAGGCCCAAAAUACCCAAAACCCUGGCAGCGGCACGUCACCCGGGGCGUCCGGUGGCAGUGCUAGCUCCCCCUCUACCACCACCAACACCACUGCCUCUCCUUUGGCGAGCGCCAUCCCGUUGGCCCAGCUGCUGAGUAAGCCGGGCGCCCUCAACGCCCUAUCGAGUCUUACGGCCCUUGGCGGCUUAACCGAACUCCUAGGUGGUGCCGCGAGCGUCGCUUCUGCAGCCAGCGCACUACCCGUUCAGACGACCGGCGUACAUCGCUCGCACAAGGCUUUCACGCCAAGACUACGAAGUCCCAGUGCACCUGGGCCCAUCGACAGCGGGAAAUUCAAGUCCGAGCGUGCCAAGUACAAUCCUUACUGAGUGCAGCAGCAGAACGGCGAAGACGAGCGCACCGAGUGAAUCUCGCGCGGCUCAUUACUUUUAUUCUUUCUUACUUUUCUUUUCUUCACUCACUUCUUGUGCCCUUUUUUUAUACGUGUAUACACUGCUCUUUGUUAAUCUUGUUUUCUAGGUUAUGUACUAUAGUCGGAACAAUCCCUGCUGGCACUUUUCCAAGUUUCCCAGAUGACUUGUUCGUCAUUUUUAGGGUAACCGUUUCAAAAUAAAUUAGAAAGAUAUUAAAAUAUGUCACACUUUGGUAACCUGGCGACGUGGAAUGCACAUUUGUGAAUUUUUAGAAUUGUAUCGAACCGCUACGAAAUGAAUUUAACAAAACGAUAAUGAUGAACUGUAUAAUGACGAACAAGUUUUGUUUAUGUCUAGGAACGUUUCGAAAAGUUCUAGUUAGACGUUGUUUUGGCAGAUUGCGCGAUACAAUGUCAUAACGAGUUUUGUUUUGUCUGCCCAUGAAUUUUUUUUUUUUUCAACGCGACUUGCACGCGUCUUUUAAGUUGUAUAAUCGUAAUCGUAUGAUCGUCGAGCUUGGAUCAGAUAUUUUUUUAUAGCUUGUAGCCAUUUAUCCAGUUUUCUUUUUGAGUACUUUUUUACUCGCUUUAUGAUGAAAGGACUAUAUGUUUUUUUCUUCUUUCUUUGACAACUAGACGAGUGCGUGAAGUAAAAAAUUGAUGCCGAGAGGGAUAAUUAAUUCUUCAACUUGUGUACUUCUGUUUACCUGCUGAGACGUAAAGCAGUAAGCCAUAAUCAUUGUAAUAAUUAUUCUCGAUUGAGGUGUAUGAUUUCGAAAGUAUAAGUGCGCUAACAAAAAGUAAGAAAGAAGAAAAUGUCAUAUAAAAUAUUGAAAAAACAAUAUUAUUGUAGAAUAAUAAAUUUAGAAAUAUUAGUCUUCUAAUGAUAAGAAAAUACCGUUUUUUCUGGUUCGUGGAAGUAAUCACUACUACAAUACCAUACUUAUGCAUAUUCGUAUAUAAUCUUAAGCACAGUAGCUUUAGAAAAUAAAUCUUCUAAGAAUAGAAUUUCUUUGCUCACCGUAUUAUAUAUUUGCGUGCGAAUUCAGCGAGCAAAAAGCAUUUCAUUCUUGUCAUUGUACUUUUGAAAGAUUCUGAGAAUCGUACAUCGAUCGGACUUUAAAGUAUGCGUUUCUUAUCUUAGCUUUUUCCGUUUUACUGAAUAUAUUUUUGGUACCUUGAUUUUAGGUUCAUACAUUAGGCUGUCGAAAUUAAUGAUAUACACGUUACGCUUAGGAUUUUUUACGUAGCAUAAAAAGUCAAAAUAAAAAACGAUUCAUAAUUAAAAGAAAAGAUAUUUUCGAUACAAUUUGUAUUUUGUUAUUUGAAGUUAUAAUUUUUCGGCCAAACUUAAGUAUAUAUGGAUAAAUAUAUGUAUUAGCGAUCGAAGAUUGUAUUUCUGAAUGUGCAUCCUUUCCUUUCGUCAUUGUGACAAUAACCAGUGUGGUCAGAAAGGGAAGUGACUAUUAUCUGCUAUUUUUUUUUUGUAAGAAGAUGGCUUCAAUUAUAUUAUACGUAUGAAAGGAUGCAUGAAGGAUAUUGAUAUAGACUUAUAAGAGAGUCCCGCUGAAUUUUUUUUCCAAGUCUUGGUACUUUUUUUCUUUUUUUUCAUAUUGAAUAUAUUACUAAUUAACGUCGAUUGUGUGACUAGCAAUUGAUCUGAAAACUCUGUAUCACCUUACUGAAUAAAGAGCUAGGCGUGUUUAA